Molecule: messenger RNA, 1373 nt
Organism: Saccostrea echinata
Lineage: Eukaryota; Metazoa; Mollusca; Bivalvia; Ostreida; Ostreidae
Product: aldo-keto reductase family 1 member B10-like
Exons: 11
Coding region: 323-1285 (320 amino acids)
Cellular component (GO): cytosol
Molecular function (GO): aldose reductase (NADPH) activity
Source: RefSeq, a predicted model, not a curated record
UCUUUGUCUUUCAGAAAGCUCAAAUAAAGCAUUUGCACAUGCGGACGGAAACAGAUACGUUUUUUGCUUGACAUCAAUGGAAUUUUCUUUUUCAGAUACACAUGGUAUACCGUAAGCUCUGCACGUGUCGUUUAUCUUUAUCUGUAAACGCUCAAUCAAAAAACUGCGUAAUAUUUGAUUGUGAAGAACAAAGUACCUGUGUAAUGAUAUAAACCGUCAGAUGGAAGCACAGAUCGUUGAUGUAUGAUAAUAGGCAGGUCAAUUUAGGGCAACUACUUGAUAUCAAUUUAACCUUUAUCUGGAAACUGGGACAAAGAUCAGGAUGACUGGGAUGAGCAAAACCAUACAGCUAAAUAAUGGGAAUGAAAUCCCAAUUAUUGGACUGGGUACUUGGCAGAGUUCAAAGGAAGAGCUCAAGACAGCCCUGCGUGCGGCCAUAGAUGUGGGAUACAGACAUAUUGACACGGCCUAUAACUACAUGAAUGAGGAUACAAUUGGUGAAGUUCUACAGGAAUACAUUAACAGUGGAAAAGUGAAAAGAGAGGAAUUGUUUAUCGUAACUAAGCUUCCAAUGAUUCAUAUGGAUCCAAAUCUGGUGAAGAGAUCCAUAGAGAUAAGUCUGAAGAAACUGCAGUUAUCGUAUGUAGAUUUGUACCUGAUACAUGGUCCUAUACCUCUAGAGUAUGAUGGAAAUGACAACAAUAUUUUCCCACUAACUGAAGACGGAGGCUGGAAAAUAGCAGAAAAGAGUGACCUUUUGGGAACAUGGAAGGCGAUGGAGAAACUUGUAGACUUUGGACUGACCAAAUCUGUUGGAGUGUCUAACUUUAGUAUUUCACAAAUUGAAAGGAUCUGCAAGAUGGCUGAACACAAACCUGUCACAAACCAGGUGGAAUGUCACAUAUAUUUUUCACAGAAAGAGUUGUUCAAUGCCUGUAAGAAGCUUGGAGUUACAUUGACAGCUUACAGUCCAAUUGGUUCUCCAGGAAGGCCUAAAAAUCUAAAAGAGGCAGAUGAACCUGUUGCUUUAGAAGAUCCUAUCAUCCAAAGAAUAGCAACGAAAUAUGGAAAAACGCAUGCACAGAUUUUGCUUCGAAAUCUCAUCCAAAGAGGUAUUAUUGUAAUUCCAAAGAGUGUGACUCCAGAAAGAAUACGUAGCAAUUUCCAGGUUUUCGAUUUUUCUCUAUCUGAAGAAGAAAUGGGAGAUAUUGAUCACAUAACAAUACAAAAACGUUACUUUGACAUGUCUACAAAGUUCAAGGAUCAUCCAGAGCGUCCAUGGUGAAGAAGAAAAUACAAACAAAAUAUUAAAUCAUUCAGACUGCCUUCAUCAUCUGUAAACUCAUCUCUCUCUCUCUCUCUCUCUCUCUCUC